UUACCUGCACCUUAUCCAGCUUGUGGAGGAGAGGAAAGUACAGCCAGCACAGUGAAAACAUUGUUCAAUCCGGCUCCUGCCGUUGCUGACCUGGACCCUCAGUUCUAUACCCUCUCGAGUGUGUUCUGCUGCAAUGAAAGUGAGGCUGAGAUUUUAACUGGCCUCAUGGUGGGUAGCCCAGCUGAGGCUGGGAAGGCUGCGUUGGUGCUCCUAGAACGAGGCUGUCAGGUAGUGGUCAUCACCUUGGGGGCUGCAGGAUGUGUGACACUGUCACAGGUGGAAUCUGUCCCAAAGCACAUUCCUACAGAGGCGGUCAAGGCUGUGGAUACCACGGUAGGUCUUAAACUUUAAGAAUCAUUUUUAGCA
Molecule: messenger RNA, 366 nt
Organism: Nannospalax galili (Upper Galilee mountains blind mole rat)
Lineage: Eukaryota; Metazoa; Chordata; Mammalia; Rodentia; Spalacidae
Gene: Rbks
Product: ribokinase
Exons: 3
Source: RefSeq, a predicted model, not a curated record